Messenger RNA from Lepisosteus oculatus (spotted gar), 1116 nucleotides. The record is from RefSeq and is a predicted model, not a curated record. NCBI's taxonomy places the organism in Eukaryota, Metazoa, Chordata, Actinopteri, Semionotiformes, Lepisosteidae.
AUCACCCUGAUCGGCAGCCCGAGCCACAAGCACCCCAGCUCUGAGGAGCAGAAGCGCACAGCGCUGGACCUGCUGAGAAAACCGAACCUGCGCAGGAACACAGUCGUCCUGUGCAUCAACUGGUUUUCCAUCUGCUGCGCCUACUACGGCCUGCUCCUCAACACCCAGAACCUGGCCGGGAACUUGUACAUCAACUUCCUGCUGAUGGGUCUGUGUGAAGUGCCGGCGCAGGUGGGCCUGGCGCUCCUGUUGGACCGGAUCAAGAGGAAGUCCCUCCUGCUGGCCUCCCAGCUGCUGGGCGGCGGCGCGUGCCUGGCCGCUGCCUGCUUCGCCUGGCACGAGAUGGGCUGGCCAACAGUGGGAUCUUGCCUGGCCGGACAGUUCCUGAUCUCCUCGUCCUUCACCUGCAUCUUGCUCUACACAGUGGAGAUCUUGCCGACAGCGGUCAGGAGCACAGGGGUGGGGCUGUGCAACACCUUCGGGAGGCUGGGCUGCAUCGCUUGCCCCUGGGUCAUCUUCAUGGCCGACGCCUGGAAGCCCGCCCCCUUUGUCCUGUUCGGCACCAUGGCGACGGGGGCAAGCCUCUUGGCACUGCGGCUGCCCGAGACCCUGGGCCGGAAGCUGCCCGAGACCCUGGAGGACGGGGAGAAGCUCUAGGAGGUGGGCGUCCAGUGUCCUGGUCCCCGAAACGCGCCGCGUCCGCUUCGUCACCAGCAGAGCUCCCGGUCAGUAGCGUUACUGCUCCAGAAGCCCUCGCUGAGCUUCACGGAACCGCUGAUGUCACAAGAGUUUUUUUUCCUGCAAGGUCAAUGAAGACCGGACAGGGCUAGAGAUCAUUCCCAUUCCAGAUGCUGGGUUUCUGAACCCCUUUCACGCAGGAGUAACAGGUUAAUUUAAUUUGUAGGAAAUUUAACUGGCAGAGCCCGUGCUGCAGGACGAUUGCCAUGUUUGAUGUUUGACGCAGUGCAUUUCCCACUUUUGCCCAGACAUUAAUAAUUGUUCAUCUACAGCUGUUUGCCAGUAUUGCAAGAGUUACCACACGCACAACAGAGUGCUUCUGCAAUUAUCAGCUGCAGGACAAACUGUUGAUCUUACACAUUAAAAAGGUUUAAUGAU